Diospyros lotus (date-plum) is the source of this 1773-nucleotide messenger RNA. RefSeq names its product endoplasmic reticulum oxidoreductin-1-like. The record is from RefSeq and is a predicted model, not a curated record. Bases 270 to 1634 code for a protein of 454 amino acids. The transcript has 9 exons. Gene Ontology annotation, biological process: protein folding in endoplasmic reticulum. Gene Ontology annotation, cellular component: endoplasmic reticulum membrane; endoplasmic reticulum. Gene Ontology annotation, molecular function: thiol oxidase activity; protein-disulfide reductase activity; FAD binding. Lineage: Eukaryota; Viridiplantae; Streptophyta; Magnoliopsida; Ericales; Ebenaceae.
UUGGAAGGUCACAGAAACUUCCACUACGAACGUUCGCCGGUUUUCCAGUUUUCAACCUGCAGAGCCAACCGGAAUACGCCCACCGUUUCGAAUCCCUUUCUCUCUACACUUUUAACUCUCUGCCGUUUGAUUACCGAGAAAGCCCUGCAAAGACGAAAGGCAUACAUUGUGAUUCUUUACUCUCUUCUUCUCUUCUUGUAUGCAUCAUUUUCUCAGAAACCAAAUUGUCGAUUUUUAGAGUUGCCACUUGAAUAUUACUUGAACCAGUGAUGGCGAAUACUGUGGUUGACGAGAAUCGGCGACGGAUCCCAUGGGUUUGGCACGCUGGCGCUCUCAUCGCCAUCUUCUUGGCCGUCGCACUAGCUUAUAGAGGUGCGUCGACGAUUGGUGUCUUCGAUUCAAGGGGCGACCGAUGCCACUGUGGUUCGGAUACACAUAUGCAAAAUGGGAUAGUGGAGGACUGUUGCUGUGAUUACGAGACGGUAGACCAUCUUAAUGAGGAAGUCUUGAGCAUCUUGCUCCAAGAGCUGGUUAAAACCCAAUUUUUCCGGUAUUUCAAGGUUAAGUUAUGGUGUGACUGCCCUUUCUGGCCAGAUGAUGGUAUGUGCCGUUUGCGGGAUUGCAGUGUCUGUGAAUGUCCAGAAAAUGAGUUUCCGGAACCAUUUAAAAGGUCCUUCAAUCAUGGCCUUUCAUCAGAUGAUGUUGCUUGUCAAGAGGGAAAGCCAGAGGCUGUUGUUGACCGCACUAUAGAUUCCAAAGCUUUCAAAGGCUGGAUAGAAGUAGACAAUCCAUGGACACAUGAUGAUGAGACAGACAAUGCUGAGAUGACAUACGUCAAUCUUCAACUGAAUCCAGAACGGUACACUGGCUAUACUGGUCCCUCAGCUAGAAAAAUAUGGGAUGCUAUUUAUACAGAGAACUGUCCCAAAUAUCCAUCUGGAGAGUUCUGCCAAGAGAAAAAUAUAUUGUACAAAUUGAUAUCAGGCCUUCACUCAUCCAUUUCCAUUCAUAUUGCUGCUGAUUAUCUACUUGAUGAAGCAAAAAACUUGUGGGGUCAAAAUCUUUCAUUGAUGUAUGAUCGAGUCUUGAGAUAUCCAGAUCGUGUCAGCAACUUGUACUUCACUUUUCUGUUUGUUCUGCGUGCUGUGACAAAAGCUGCAGAUUACUUGGAGAAGGCAGAGUAUGACACAGGUAACCCUGAGGAGGACCUCAAAGCACAGUCCUUGAUGAGGCAGCUACUCUAUCAUCCCAAAUUACAAGCAGCAUGCCCAAUCCCUUUUGAUGAAGCCAAAUUGUGGAAAGGCGAAAGGGGACCUGAACUGAAGCAACAAAUACAAAGACAAUUCAGAAACAUUAGUGUAAUAAUGGACUGUGUGGGAUGUGAGAAGUGUCGUCUUUGGGGAAAGCUUCAGGUUCUUGGGCUUGGUACUGCAUUGAAAAUCCUUUUCUCUGUCAAUGGACAAGAGAAUUUGGCUCAAACUUUAGAGUUGCAGCGCAACGAAGUGAUUGCCCUGAUGAACCUUCUAAACCGGCUUUCAGAAUCAGUUGAUUUUGUCCAACAGAAGGGGCCUUCGGCAAGAAGAAUAGCAAAACCACUAUCAAGGCUAUGGGUGAAUCUACUCGGACAGAAGUGACAUUCCUUCUUUAAUGCGUCUUUUUAUGUUAGAUAGCUGCAGCUUACAAGGUUUUGCCUUUGUUUCCAAGAAUCUUUACUUACUGGUAAGAGGAAGUAAAUAUAUAUAUGCUUUUGCACAGCCGAUUUACCUGCCAGAA